AUGACCAGGUCCUCGUGUGGUAAACUACUUGAUUUUGAUCUAGAAAUUGAAAGGACCUUCAGAGCUUUGAGAAUUCAAGAGAACAUUUCAGAGGACUCAGGAAGUUUUUUAUCAUCUUCAGAUACCCCCAUGGCUGAUCAUAGCAGGACAAUGAAGGAACUUGCAGCUCCUGAUGAAGCCUACAAGUAUUCUUGCAUUACUUAUCCAGACUUGGCAGGAGACUUCGAACUUAGAUCUGGAUUGAUUCAUUUGCUUCCAAAAUAUCAAGGAUUAUCUGGAGAAGACCCAAAUAGACAUUUGCAUGAAUUCCAUGUGGUAUGCUCAACCAUGAAGCCACAAGGAAUCUCAGAAGAAGAUAUCAAGCUGAGGGCUUUUCCAUUUUCAUUAACUGGAGUAGCAAAAGAUUGGCUGUAUUAUUUGCCACCAGGAUACAUUACUUCUUGGAUAGAUAUGAAGAAGGCUUUCUUGGAGAAAUUCUUUCCAGCUUCAAGGACUGCAAUUAUCAGGAAAAGUAUCUGUGGGAUUCAGCAAGUGGUGGGAGAGACAUUAUACGACUAUUGGGAGCGAUUCAAGAAAUUAUGUUCAUGUUGUCCUCAACACCAAAUCAGUGAGAAGCUACUAGUCCAAUACUUCUAUGAGGGUUUGCUACCUAUGGACAGAAGUAUGAUAGAUGCAGCAGCUGGAGGAGCUUUAGUGAACAAGACUCCAGAACAAGCUAGGGAGCUUAUUUCAAACAUGGCAGAAAAUUCACAACAAUUUGGAAGUAGAGCUUUGACAACAAGAGGGGUUGGAGAGGUUCAAAUGGUUUCCAAUGAACAAAAGGAGAUAAGAAGCUCAUUAUUGGAGUUAACAUCUUUGGUGAAGCAAUUGGCACUGAAUAAUGCUAAUCAAGCUUCCAUUUUGCCAAGUACACAGUUUCCAUAUCAAUCGAAGGGAGUUUGUGGCAUUUGUUCAAGCCAAGACCACAAUUCAGAAUUAUGUCCAAAUGUUCAUCAAGAUGAGUCAGUAGCAGCAUUUUCUAGAGCUCAGUUUCCUCAAAAAUAUGACCCCCACUCAUCUACUUAUAAUCCUGGUUGGAGAGAUCAUCCUAAUUUUAAGUAUAGCAACUCAUUCUAUCAACAACCAUUUUCAAAUCAGCAGUUCAGCCACACUUCCAGCAAUUUCCAGCAACCUCAGCAAAGUUUCCAGCAGCAAAAUCAGCCUUUCCAGCAAUAUUAUCAACCUGUAAAUCAAUUCCAGCAGCAAUUUCAGCCUUUUCAGCAGUUUCCAAAUCAAAAUCAGUAA
This is a messenger RNA of Zingiber officinale, 1284 nucleotides long. RefSeq lists its product as uncharacterized. The coding region runs from base 1 to 1284 and encodes 427 amino acids. The transcript has a single exon. NCBI's taxonomy places the organism in Eukaryota, Viridiplantae, Streptophyta, Magnoliopsida, Zingiberales, Zingiberaceae. The record is from RefSeq and is a predicted model, not a curated record.